UCAGGCGGGCAGUCCCGGGACGCGGGAUGCUGUGCGCGUUUCCUCGCGGCCCCUGAGGCCACCAGCCCGCCGCCCGCCGCCCGCCUCGCUCGCCCCAGCUCUGGCCGCUGCGCCCGCCGGUCCCGAGAGGUAGGAAGACCCUGCUGCCCCCCAGCCCCCGUGGGCGCUGCUGCGCUGCCGGAGUCCCCGGCGGCUCCGGGGGGUGGGGGUGGUGGGGGGUCGGGCAAUACCCCUUGGACCCUGCCCGCCCCGCCCUCCCCGCCGGCUCGGAGCGCAGGUGGAGGUGCUGUUGCGGCUCCCUCCGCCGCUGGGUGCUCAGCCUCCGCCCCAGGGGAUACUCUGUAGAAAGUGUCCGUCUGCGCGUCUCGGAGUCCCGGCUCUCUUGGCACAGGUGUUGGCGAGAGACCCGGGCUGGCUGCAGACUGGUGUUGAGUCCGAUGGGUUGGGACCCUUGAAAGAUAGCGUCUUGGGGGUGCUCCGCGUUUCUGAACAAGUUUGCCUAUUUCCAGAAAGAAAUCUUUUCUGGGGUACACACUGUAUGAGAUUUCAGCAUUUCAGAACGGUCCUCAUUUUAAUGGAGCUCUGUGCUGACAACUUGGGCAGGGCUAGAUUUCCAGGCAUGAACUUGACUUGCGGGCCCUUGGGAAACUGUAGACGUGGGGAGCGCACAGCCUCCUAGGGAAGCUGCGUCCAGUCCGUGGGACCAGGGCAGAGCCCGCUGCACUGAGUGUAUAAAUAAUGCCUGUUUACACAGGCUGCUUUGGAACUAGGGAUUUCCGGUUAAUAAAUAUUAUUAGAUGGAUGCACACGAGCGUGUGCCUGUUUGUCAGAAGGGAUAGAGUCACUUUGCUUCUUUUUGUUUUCCCUUUAAUUCUUUGAUAAAUCAUUGGUCCUAGUAGAGUUUAGGUUAAUUCCUUUUCUUUUUCCGCAGCAAUGAAGACGCCCUAAGAAUCAAUCUUAACUGGUUUCAGCAAAAACAGGGGAUCUGAGCUUGGCGUGAUGCCAUUAGCCACUGAAAAUAUUCACUACUUCUCCCUACCCUCUAGCUGAUGCAUUUGGAAGUUUUCUGUAAAUGUUUAUGUCUGAAUGCUAUAUAGAAGUGUUUUUAAAUGUGUGUAAAAUAGACGUAGGUUUUUAUUUUCUCAAAAUGAUUCUCAAGCCAAACAUUGUAAAAGUAGACAGUCUUGGUAUUGGGAACAACAUGUUGGAAGACAAUAAGCAAACAAAGUAAAAAGAGAGAGAGGAAGGAAGGAAUCUUAUUUAAAAAAAAAAAAAAGUGCUUUUUACCCAGCAUUCCAUUCCAUUGUGGGGUGCUCUCUUAAGGUCUUCAAAUUAGUGAAUGGGAUAGUAAAACUUAAGCAUUUAUUUUCAAAAGCUUAAGAACAUUUUAAAAAUCCUUAUGAUUUUUAGGUAGGCUUAUUUUUCCAUUUCCAUUCAGUUCUAAAUACAGAUUAUCACACUAUUCUGUGUUUUACUCAUCAUUUUUAUAAGAAGGAAAAUGUGUUACAAUCACAACAUCAGUUGCGAUUAGGAGCUUCUUUAAAAAAUGGUUAUCAAGGAAAAUCAAGCAAUUUGGGAGGAGCCCAUUCAACUUUUGGGAGCCAGGGAUCCUUGCCCCUCCUUACUCUGGUUACUUGAGUAUCAGUAAUUCAAAAGGAAGCGUUUUAUUGCCUUAAGUGCCCAAACUUGCCUGGGGGAUAUGGUGAUGUUCACCUGCUGUCUUCGACCGUGUUUCCCAGUCCAGGUUCAAGGAAAAGAUUGGGUCAAAUCUAUGCCUAAUUCCAGCAAAGUGGAAUUUUCUUUUUAUGUUGGGGAGGGGAGUGACCCUUAAUCAUCUGCCUAAUUACACUUCAAAUCUCUGCUUCCCUUUGAGGAAGUACAGUGUUUCCUUUGUUCAACCAACUCCUACUGAAAGAAAGCUAAUAGAGACAAAUCAGUUCCCCCCGCCCCCCCGUUGAUUUUUUUUUUUUUAUUAUUUCAACAGGCCUUUUAAUUCUAUUAAUUUCUGUCUUUUCUGAAGAGAUGUACAUAUAUAUUUGGAAUAUAGUAUAUUAUUAAAGUAGACUGUGGAUAAUGGGGAAAUGUAAACAUUAAGAAAAGACCUGGUUGAUUAUGCUUACUAGCCCAUAGUUUAGUAGAUUUCAAUUGAAAAAAAUUGACAAGGGCCCUGAAUCUUAUUCUACAGUCUAGUCUAUUUAUAGACUAGUCUAUUUAUAGACAAAGUAAGUGCCCCCUCCCACAAAUCGUUCUGAAGCACAGGCCAGCAAGGUAUUUCCUACCCUCCUAGGUGGUCUGGCAAGACUGCUGCAUGAAAUCAUCUGCCACCUGAUGCAUUACUGACAGCAACAAGUAUUGGGAAACUGACAGAAGAUGAUAAUUGUUAUUUAUUUGUUUUCUCUUGAGAGUACCCUAAACAAUGGAAGUCAGUGUCACAGGGAGUUCACAUUUAAAUGCAACACUCUGAGUAUCUUUUUAAAAGGCUUGAUAGUUUUGAUAUAGCUCCUAGGCAUUGAGAAAUGAAGCAAUCCAGAUAACGUGCAGGAAAGACAGUGGUUGUAAGUCCAUUUGUAGAAGCGAGCCCGGUCCAUGCAGCACAGUGCAAAAUGAAAAUUCGGCAAAAUUUUAGCAAAUUGAUUGGCGUGAAAUGCCAAACAGAUAAAUAGGUGAAAGUGUGUUAUCCAGACUGGCUCUUAACUUUGAUGAAAUUCAGCACUUAAACUCUCCACUUAAGCACGCGUUACAAAGAUGAGAGACUUGGUGUUUUGCAAAAAUAAGCUUGGUGUUGCACACACCUGAAUGUGCUUAACAGGUGAGCUGUAAUGGAACCAAAGGGACGUACAAGCACAAAUCAUUUCCCCGGGGAAAGUUAAUGUCCUCCCUAUUUUCAGUGGCACCCAUGAAGUUUGACUUCUCAGAAUGGUUUUGCCAUUUCAUGAUUACUAUUUUGUGAAUCACGUUGAACAGAGGCAUCAUUUUUUGAGAUUCUAAUUUCAGGUGUUUUUGAAAAAAAAAACAACACAAAAAAACACAGUUUGGAUGUGAGAAAGGACAUGAGGAGACCAAAGACCUGGGAUUUUGCUGAUCAGAAUGAAACAAAUGUUGAAAGACUUUUCAAAUCUACUCUUGGUGGUACUUUGUGACUAUGUUCUUGCAGAAGCUGAAUACCUCCUCUUGGGAAAGCCCGGCCAUGUAGCACUAAGCAACAAUACAGUAUCGGUGGGUUUCCAGUAUGUCAGUGGGGCUAAUGGGACGCUGAGGAAUGUAUCUAUCCUGUUGUUGGAGGCCAACACCAAUCAGACUGUUACCACCAAAUACCUCCUGACCAACCAGUCCCGGGGAACACUGGAGUUCGAAUGCUUCUACUUCAAGGAGGCGGGGGACUACUGGUUCACCAUGACUCCAGAAGCGGCAGACAACAGCACUCCAGUCCACCUGUGGGAGCAAAGUGCCUUUCUCAAGGUGGAAUGGCCUGUCUUUCAUGUUGACCUGAAUAGGACAUCCAGGGCAGCGGAAGGCACCUUCCAGGUGGGACUUUUUACCAGUCAACCACUGUGCUCAUUCCCUGCGGACCAACCUGACAUCUUGGUGGAUGUCAUCUUUACCAACAGUCUUCCCGAGGCAAGAACGAGUCCAGGACAGCCGCUGGAGAUAAGAACCAGCAAGAGGACACAACUCUCUCAAGGUCAGUGGGUUGAGUUUGGCUGUGCACCCGUGGGGCCGGAAGCCUACGUCACUGUGGUGCUGAAGCUGCUCGGCCAAGACUCGGUCAUUACCUCCACGGGACCCAUUGACCUGGCCCAGAAAUUUGGAUACAAACUGGUGACGGUGCCGGAACUCACGUGUGAGUCGGCAGUGGAGGUGAUGGUGCUGCCUCCCCCGUGCGUCUUCGUCCAGGGAGUGAUCGGGGUCUUCAAGGAGGCCCCCAGACGCCCUGGGGAAGGGACCAUUCGGCUGGCUGAAAACAGCCUGACCUUGGGAGAGAGGAGAACAGUAUUCAACUGCACUUUAUUUGACAUGGGGAGGAAUAAAUACUGCUUUGACUUUGGCGUUUCAAGCAGAAGCCAUUUUUCCACAAAGGAGAGGGAGUGCAUGCUAAUCCAGAGAAACAUAGAAACUUGGGGACUGUGGCAGCCGUGGAGCCAGUGUAGUGCCACGUGUGGGGAUGGUGUCAGAGAGCGACGCCGCGUGUGCCUGACUUCCUUCCCCUCCAGACCUGGCUGCCCUGGAAUGUCCUCGGAGACCUCCCUGUGUUCCCUGGAGGAGUGUGCUGCUUUCCAGCCGUCCAGUGCAUCCCCUCUUCAGCCCCAGGGUCCGGUGAAGUCCAACAACAUCGUGACCGUCACUGGGAUUUCCCUGUGCUUGUUCAUCAUCCUCGCCACCGUCCUCAUCACGCUGUGGCGGAAGUUCGGCCGCACCCCGAAGUGCCGCACGCCGGCUCGACACAACUCCAUCCACUCCCCCAGCUUCCGGAAGAACUCGGACGAGGAGAACAUCUGCGAGCUGAGCGAGCAGCGCGGCAGCUUCUCGGACGGGGGCGACGGGCCCGCGGGGGGCCCGGGGGACGCGGGCAUCCCCCUGACCUACAGGCGCAGUGUGCCCGCGGCUCCCGAGGACGACGCCUCCGGCAGCGAGAGCGUGCAGUCCAACGCCCAGAAGAUCAUCCCCCCGCUGUUCAGCUACCGCCUGGCCCAGCAGCAGCUGAAGGAGAUGAAGAAGAAGGGCCUGACGGAAACCACCAAGGUGUACCACGUGUCUCAGAGUCCCCUGACAGACACGGCCAUCGACGCCGCCGCCGUGCCCCCCUUAGACGUAGAAAGCCCAGACGAAGCCGCGGCAAACAAGUUCCGGAUCAAAUCCCCGUUUCUGGAGCAGCCGGCGGGCGGGGCCGCGGCCAGGCCCCCCUCCAGGCCCGACCACCCGGCGUGUCAGGCCAGUUGCGCCGUCAGCCCCAGCCAGACGGUGAUCCGCAAGUCAGCCACGAGGCACGUGGGCGGCAGAGGGGCGCUGCCGGAGAGGAGCCACCCCAGGGGCUCCCACUUCAGGAGGACCGCUAGUUUUCACGAAGCCAAGCAGGCCCGGCCGUUCCGGGAGAGGAGCAUGUCCACCCUGACUCCACGCCAGGCCCCGGCCUACAGUUCUAGGACGCGGACCUGGGACCAGGCGGAAGACAGAUUUCGGCCUCACAGUCGAGGCGCCGCCCCGUUUCCCGAGAAACCGGAAGGGGCGGGUGCAACCAGAGGUCCAUUGAGCCCUGCCCCUAAGUCCUACACCCUGGGGCAGCCCGUGAGGAAACCAGACCUGGGGGACAGCCAGGCAAGCUUCGUGGUAGGAGGUGAGAGAACAGAGCCUCACAGAUCUCGGAGGGGACCGUCCCCCAGUCACAGGAGUGCCUCAAGGAAGCAGCCUUCCCCCACUGCCCCCAAAGACAGCUACCGGAGGGUCAGCCCCCUGAGCCCUUCUCAGGGUAGAAAAGACAAGUGUCAGAGUUUCCCAGCCCACCCUGAGUUUGCCUUCUAUGAUAAUACGUCAUUUGGCCUCACGGAGGCUGAGCAGAGGAUGCUGGACCUCCCGGGCUAUUUUGGGUCAAAUGAAGAGGAUGAAACCACGAGUACUCUCAGUGUGGAGAAGUUAGUCAUCUAGACCCACAUCAGCCUGAGACUUCAUACAGCUGGGGUCCUUUGCCCAGCUCCUGGUAUCAGCUGCUCACAGAGCUCUAUGGACUGUUUUGUAUAGCUGUCUGUACAUCAGGAUUGGGUGGGGAGGGAGUAACUCAAGUGUGUGCAUGUGUUUUCAUUCAUAAGGAAGAAGUUACUUAUCUUGAACGUUUCCCUUUGUUAUCCUAGUUCUAUUGGUUUAUUACCAAUAACCACAAUAAUAAAAUUUAAACAAGAGUGAAAUAGGGCUUGGUCUCUCAUGUGGAUGUGAAAGGACAAGAUGUGACUUGUAAGUAUUAAGUGCUUUGAACACUUUGUUGGCGGUGUCGGACAUGAAGGAAAUUUGGAAGUCUCAACUAUAAUAAGGGCUGGAACAAAGCUAACUUUGUUUAUUAAGUUGUAAAUAAGAAUUUGACUCCUACAGGGGCAGUACUGAAUGAGUUUCAUGUUUGGCAGAUCAAGUCAAUUUUGACUGGUAUGUACUAGACUACCUAGAAAAUGCUGAUGCCACAAGAGAUUUCAGAAGAACCUUUCAUGCUAGAGUUGGGUGAUAUCUUAAUGUUUUUUAUGCAACAAAGAGUCCUGGUGACUUGACACAAAUUAGGUGAGUUGAUUCUGCUUUGGAUAAAUAAUAUAAGAAGCUGAUUGUUCAGGUAGUCAAAUGAAGACCUAUUCAUAUACUCAUUGUUCGGAGCAAAGAGUAUACAUUUUAGAAAGGAAAGUAUUGUCUCCUGAGAGAGUAUCAACUAGAACAUGGGUAGUGAAUGCUGAUAAGGACGCUGACUGGCAUUAAGAUUCUGACCGUGUGUGCCUGGACCAGACUGGCAGCCAAGACCCCAGAGGGUGUCCUUCUGAAACCAGUGUGUAUAUGUUUCUAAAGAUGACUUUAUCAUGUUACUCAAAGUAUGUGAAUUAAUCUCAGGUACAUGGAAAGCAGGUAGACUAGACUGUUUUUAGUGCUUAACUUUUUUAAUUGGAAGAACGAAGUAAAGGAAGUAGAAAAAAUAAGUCUUUUAGAAAUAAAUCUUUUGUUUUCUGGUUCAAUCUGCCUACCACCCUUUUCAGGUGAAGAAUGGGAGGCUCAGGGAAGGGA
This is a messenger RNA of Panthera uncia (snow leopard), 6747 nucleotides long. It is a transcript of the gene THSD1, whose product is annotated as thrombospondin type 1 domain containing 1. The transcript is spliced from 4 exons. NCBI's taxonomy places the organism in Eukaryota, Metazoa, Chordata, Mammalia, Carnivora, Felidae. Bases 3088 to 5640 code for a protein of 850 amino acids. The record is from RefSeq and is a predicted model, not a curated record. Gene Ontology annotation, cellular component: cell surface; cell periphery.